This is a messenger RNA of Protopolystoma xenopodis, 933 nucleotides long. The record is from the annotation of a GenBank genome assembly. NCBI's taxonomy places the organism in Eukaryota, Metazoa, Platyhelminthes, Monogenea, Polystomatidea, Polystomatidae.
AUGUCUCUCCUAAUCUUGCUCGUCCUGUUCUUUACGAAAUGCGAAUCUGCUUCAAUAUUUUCGCCUGUCUCCAGCGGCCUUGAGGCGGUUUCUGGUUUUCCUGCUCAAUACGACCUAAACAACCUGUUUUGGAGUCCACAGCCUUCGUAUAAUUCGGCUUCAGGCUCUUCUCUCGGUUUUCCGGCCAAUUCAAUGCUCUAUGAUGGCACCAUGUUCUUGCCAAAAAUCGGCCGGAGCCUGGGUGAUCCGACGCUUCAGAUGAACGGUUUUGCUAUGAACCCAGCAGCCAGAACUGCCUCUGCAAAUCUAGGUCAAAUGAUGCCUCUAGCCGCUGCACAAUCUACUUUUGGCCGAGCAAGCCCGGAUAGUUCGAAUAUGCUUUUUCCCGGAUCCCCCAGUCCCCUUUCCUUUGGAGCCAGUUCCUCCUUUAGUAUGAAUCCAACUAUGGACAUCGCCGGUUUGUCAGCAUUAGACCAGCAUAAUCAGGCUGUACUGUUUGGCGCUCCAGGGGAUGGCAUUAUCGGAGCUGCCGGUGAGAUUCUUGGAAGCUCGGAAGACACGGCUGCAAUCGAGACGGCUGGGCAGAUGGAUCUGACUGGCUCGCAGAAUGGGCGACAGUCGUUCCUCAGCAAAAGCCUCUUACGCCCCGUCUCGGCUAGUCUUGAAGAUAUGGGUUUGUCUGAUGAUUCUAAUUCUGGCUCUGAUUUGGCAGCGUUGCGACAUAGACAACAUGACCAAAAUUUGCAGAAUAUGAUAAUGCAACACGUUGCUACUUCCCCGUUCCACUUCCAUUCUGCCUGGCCAGGUCAAGUGUCUGCUGAGGCUAAUUCUGUUCCAAAAUCCCAGAAUUCAAUUCAGGCGUCUGGCCUUGAGGCUCAAAUGGCCAGAGCCCCCAUCCGCAGUUUCAUGCGAAAUCAACAGUUCUUCCAAUGA